Molecule: messenger RNA, 2802 nt
Organism: Hermetia illucens (black soldier fly)
Lineage: Eukaryota; Metazoa; Arthropoda; Insecta; Diptera; Stratiomyidae
Gene: Vps35
Product: vacuolar protein sorting-associated protein 35
Exons: 10
Coding region: 146-2617 (823 amino acids)
Biological process (GO): retrograde transport, endosome to Golgi; intracellular protein transport
Cellular component (GO): late endosome; retromer complex; retromer, cargo-selective complex
Source: RefSeq, a predicted model, not a curated record
CAUCACUUGUGUCAGAUCGAACUGCAGCAGAACGGCAAGCAAGAAGGCAUCAGCCGAUAAGAGUUCGAUAAAGUCUCUACAAUAGCCCGCAUAAAAUGGUGAGUAUCAUCGGCGCCAGCGAAGCCAAUUGAAUUCCAGCACGAAAAUGUACCCGUGGAAUUCGGCAGCCUACAAUAGUAAUUUACUUACGAUCCAGAGAACGAUUCCGCCAAAUGGAUACGACGAUCAAGACAAGCUCCUGAGCGACGCGCUUGGGAUCGUACGCAGCCAAGCGUUCCAGAUGAAGCGAUGCCUGGACAAGACUCGACUGAUGGACGCCCUCAAGUGCGCCAGCACAAUGCUCGCCGAACUACGGACGUCCUUGCUAUCGCCCAAGAGCUACUACGAACUGUAUAUGGCGAUCACAAACGAACUUUGUCACUUGGAAUUGUAUCUUCUCGACGAGUUCCAAAAGGGGCGGAAAGUGGCCGACUUGUAUGAGCUCGUGCAGUACGCGGGCAACAUUGUGCCGCGCCUGUACCUCCUCAUCACAGUCGGACUCGUCUACAUCAAAACAAACAGCGCCUUGAAGCGCAGCAUUCUAAAGGAUUUGGUGGAAAUGUGCCGUGGCGUACAGCACCCGCUGCGCGGACUGUUCCUGCGAAAUUAUCUGCUCCAGUGCACCCGCAAUAUUCUGCCAGAUGUGGUGCAAGCAGAAGACGAGAAUGAGGGCAACGUUUUCGACGCAAUUGAUUUCGUCCUGAUGAACUUCGCGGAAAUGAACAAACUCUGGGUCCGAAUGCAACACCAGGGACACUCGAGCGAGAAGUCACGACGUGAAAAGGAGCGCGAGGAGCUGAAAAUCUUAGUGGGCACCAACUUAGUGCGAUUAUCACAACUCGAGUCGGCCACCCUGGAGACCUACCAGAAGCUAAUAUUACCCGGGAUCCUUGAGCAGGUGGUAAGCUGUCGUGAUGCUAUCGCCCAGGAGUAUCUUAUGGAGUGCAUAAUACAAGUGUUUCCCGACGAGUUCCAUCUCCAGACCUUGGACCCGUUUCUGAAGUCUUGUGCCCAGUUGCAGUCCGGCGUAAAUGUCAAAAAUAUCAUAAUCUCGUUAAUCGAUCGGUUGGCUGCAUAUAACCAGAGGAACGAAAAGGCAGCUGGGGUCGAAGAAGGUGCAUCCGUCAUACCAGCAGAAGUUCAAUUGUUCGAUGUAUUUAGUGUUCAAAUAGCAAAUAUUGUCCAGACGCGAACAGAUAUGCCAUUAGAGGACACCAUAUCACUUCAAGUUGCGCUUGUAAUACUCGCUCAAAAAGUAUACCCCGAUCGUGUCGAUUACGUUGACAAGGUGUUGGAGACAACCACUCAAAUCUUAGAACGAUUAAACCUAAACAACAUUUCGCACUUUUUAUCAGUCAAUCAAGAACUAUCCCGUCUCCUACGUAUCUGUGUUGAUUUUUACAAUAAUGCCCUAACCAUCAUCCAGUUGAAAAACUUCUGUCCACUACUUGACAAAUUCGAUUACACAUCGCGAAAAUCACUUGCACUUUAUAUUGUGAUGAACAUUCUAGAAAACGAAACAUUCAUUCCGACAGCCGACGAAACAGACAGCGUUCUGGCGAUGCUGACGCCAUUGAUAAAGGAUGAAGAAGAUCAACAACAACAGCAAACUACACAAGAAAAAAUCGAUCCAGAAGACUUUGCUGAAGAACAAGGAAUUGUUGCAAGAUUCGUUCAUUUACUCGAAUCUGACGACCCAGACAUGCAAUACAAAAUACUUCAAGCAGCUCGAAAGCAUUUAGGACUUGGUGGGCCGCAAAGAAUUAAGCAUGUUCUCCCGCCACUAGUAUUCGCUGCUUAUCAAUUAGCAUUUAAAUACAAAAGCAUUGCUGAUAAAGAUCAAAUGUGGGAUAAAAAAUGCCAAAAAAUCUUACAAUAUUGUCAUAGCACAAUAGCAGUAUUGGCCAAAGCUGAAUUGCCGGAAUUGGCGCUUCGUUUGUAUCUUCAAGGCGCUCUCAUUAUUGAUCAAAUCGCGUAUACAAACCACGAAACUGUUGCCUACGAUUUUAUGACACAAGCAUUUUCAUUGUACGAGGACGAAAUAUCUGAUUCAAAAUCUCAAUUGGCCGCCAUAACCUUGAUAAUUGCGACUUGUGAACAGAUGACCUGCUUUAGCGAAGAAAAUGCUGAACCAUUGCGAACGAAUUGUGCUCUGGCCGCUUCGAAAUUGCUUAAAAAACCUGAUCAGUGUCGUGGUGUUGUUACAUGUGCGAGUCUGUUUUGGAGUGGAAAGAAAGCUGGUGAGGAAAUGCGGGAUGAGAAACGAACGCUUGAGUGCCUUAAGAAAGGAGCUCGAAUAGCUUCACAAUGCAUAGAUCCCAGUGUCCGGGUCCAACUCUACGUCGAGCUUUUAAAUCACUACCUCUUUUACUUUGAGCGCGGAAACUCACUUAUUACAGUUGCAAUGUUGAAUCAACUUAUCACUAAAAUCAACGAAGAACUACCAACACUAGACUCGAGUGAAGAGACAAAACAAAUUGAAAUGCAUUAUAAGAACACAUUAGUGCACAUUAGAAGCCGGAUGGAGUCGAAUGAUUCGACCCUGGAAAUUUCAUUCGCUGGCAUUACAUUAAACUAGGGUAUGUUGUGAAAUUAUAAAUUAACUAAAAUAAUAAAACAAAUUACAUAAUAUAGUUUAAAACGUGUAGAAGAACGCAAUUGCUUUUAAAGCCAUUGGCAAUAUUCAUCAAUUUAAAUAAUAAUUGUAUUUUAGUAAAUGUAUGUAUUUGUUUAAUAUAUAAUAAACAUUUAUAAUUAUUUCAA